Molecule: messenger RNA, 1347 nt
Organism: Spinacia oleracea (spinach)
Lineage: Eukaryota; Viridiplantae; Streptophyta; Magnoliopsida; Caryophyllales; Amaranthaceae
Product: protein VACUOLELESS GAMETOPHYTES-like
Exons: 2
Coding region: 396-1139 (247 amino acids)
Source: RefSeq, a predicted model, not a curated record
AUUAAUUACUUAAUUAAGGCAUUUUCGCAUAUACGUGGAUUAUAUCUUUUCUUAGUUGGAACUUCUUAUGGUUAAGUUGAUCAAGCUACAAGGCUGAUUACGGGUAAUUACAAUGAAUACACGGCUAAUUACGUCAUUAACAAAUCAAUACUCAUAAUUAACACGGGAUGCUCGUUUUCUUAACCAGUAAGCUAGCUGUUGAACCCUCUAAUCAUCCAUAUAUAAGCACAUCAUAAGACCAACUUAUUAUUCAUAACUCAUUCCAUUACCAUUACAUUGGUUAAUUAAAGAGAGAGAAAGAAGAGCUACACUAAAGACAGAGAAAGAUCAAGUGUUGACUUUUGAGUUCAAGAAGAUUGUUGUUGGUGAUCCUUUCAUCUUUUUCAGCUAGCAUCAUGACAGACGACAUUGGACCUAUGAGAUGCCUUUGUUACCGGAACAAAUAUCCUGAGCUAAAACAACACAUGAAGACCUACAAUUGUAACGGGUGUAGGAUGGAUGGGCGUGGAGAAGGAUAUAUGUGCGACGAAUGUGACUACACACUCCAUUCGCAAUGUAUGUAUCCGUCAAACAAAAUAACUCCUUCCUUCUCACGAGGCGAUGAUAUAUUUGAAUUCAUGAAGGAACCUCUUUCAACAUCAGGACAGGGAAUUAGAUACUGUGAUGCUUGUGGAAUGAGGAUUAAGGGAUUCGUUUACCAUUGCUAUAAGACGGGUUUUGAUUUGCACCCUUGUUGUGCUAGCUUGGGAACUCAUUUGGAGAUUGAUGGACAAAGGCUUACUCUCAAAAAAGAAAGUUCACAAAACAAGUGUGACUUGUGCAACUUGGAUGGUGUAAACAAGAGUGGUAGAAUUGAUUUUGGAUGGUUCUAUGCAUCUAAGAACAAGGAUUAUAAGUAUCAUGUUUCUUGCAUUAUGAUUUUGGCUAUCAAACAUUCUAUUAGUGGUGGUUCCGCUUUGGCAAAGGUGGAGUCGCUACCGAUAGUUGAGAAGAAAAGACGUGGUAAAGAUGGGAGCAAAUAUUGGAAAGUACUAAAAGCUAUUGUCACAUAUGUCAUAGCUAUUGUUUUUGGCGACCCGACUGCAAUUGUGGCUAAGUUGAUUGUAGAGAGUGUUGUGCAACUCGGGGAGCUUCUGUAAAAAUGUCUAUUGUUUGAACUUUGCCUUCUCUAGCUAGAUAUUUGAGGGGGGUUUUUUUUUUUAAAAUGUUUGAAAAUAUUUGUACAUUGCUUGUACAUCUAGUUACACAAUACAUGUAUUCAUUGUAUAUAAAUAUAAUGUAUAUUUUGUUCAACAAUGAAGUAAGUUGAAUAAAAUUUGUAGCAUUUAUGCAAUUGUGUACAUAUUA